Amaranthus tricolor (Joseph's coat) is the source of this 1643-nucleotide messenger RNA. RefSeq names its product casein kinase II subunit alpha-2-like. Gene Ontology annotation, biological process: protein phosphorylation. Gene Ontology annotation, molecular function: protein serine/threonine kinase activity; ATP binding. NCBI's taxonomy places the organism in Eukaryota, Viridiplantae, Streptophyta, Magnoliopsida, Caryophyllales, Amaranthaceae. Bases 166 to 1401 code for a protein of 411 amino acids. The record is from RefSeq and is a predicted model, not a curated record. Gene Ontology annotation, cellular component: protein kinase CK2 complex; cytosol; nucleus. The transcript has 10 exons.
UGCAUAGAUAGGAAGAUGUUAUAGAUUCAAAUUUCUUCUGGAAAACAUAAAAACAUUCGUCAUUCUGUUAAUCAUCAGACAGAAUAUUUCGCUUUCCAUUUUAAGUUUCUUAAUGACUACUCUUUACUCAGUAGGAGUACAAGUCAAUAGUGCUAUCCUAUACUCAUGACAUGGAAAUAUCAAAUUGUCGGCCUAACUCACUCUCUCACUAGCCCUUCUUUCUCUCUCUUCUCUGUUCGCCUCCCUUUACUCUGCGCACUUCUUGCUCUCCGUGCGCAGCUGGUGCAACCACCUAUCCAACGGCCAUCUCUUCUUUGUUCCAAAACCUUGAAUAUCACCUCUGUUUCUUCUUCCGCUGCCGUCGGAAAAUUCGAGUUCUUCGACGCCGGGAAGUGUCUGAUGUCGAAAGCUCGAGUUUAUGCUGAUGUUAAUGUUCAUCGACCUCGUGAGUAUUGGGAUUAUGAAUCUCUUACCGUUCAAUGGGGUGAUCAAGAUGACUAUGAAGUUGUGCGGAAGGUUGGAAGGGGGAAAUACAGUGAGGUUUUUGAAGGAAUAAACAUCAAUAAUAAUGAAAGAUGUGUUAUCAAGAUCUUGAAACCAGUGAAGAAGAAAAAGAUUAAAAGAGAAAUAAAAAUUCUUCAAAACUUGUGUGGGGGACCUAACAUCAUAAAACUGCUUGAUAUUGUCAGAGAUCAGCACUCCAAGACACCGGGCUUAGUUUUCGAGUUUGUCAACAGUACAGAUUUUAAAGUUCUGUAUCCAGCCUUGUCUGAUUAUGACAUUCGUUACUAUAUCUAUGAGCUUCUGAAGGCCUUAGAUUUCUGCCAUUCGCAAGGGAUAAUGCAUCGAGAUGUCAAGCCUCACAAUGUCAUGAUAGACCAUGAAUUGAGGAAACUACGUUUGAUAGAUUGGGGUCUUGCGGAGUUCUACCAUCCUGGCAAGGAGUAUAAUGUCCGUGUUGCUUCAAGAUACUUCAAGGGGCCAGAACUUCUUGUUGAUUUACAAGACUAUGACUAUUCACUGGAUAUGUGGAGCCUUGGUUGCAUGUUUGCUGGAAUGAUAUUCCGGAAAGAGCCAUUCUUCUAUGGUCACGACAACCAUGAUCAACUUGUAAAAAUUGCAAAGGUGCUUGGAACAGAUGAAUUGAAUGCUUAUUUGAACAAAUAUCUUCUGGAGCUUGAUCCACAGCUUGAUGCUCUUGUUGGAAGGCACAGCAGGAAGCCAUGGUCAAGAUUUGUUAACCCAGAUAAUCAGCAUUUAGUUUCGCCGGAGGCCAUUGACUUCCUUGAUAAGCUUCUUCGCUAUGACCACCAGGAUAGGCUUACUGCCAAAGAAGCAAUGGCGCAUCCGUACUUCUCACAAGUUAGAGCUGCAGAAAGCAGUAGAAUGCGAACGCAAUAGCUUACCAGUACCAGGUGAGAAGUUUGAUGAUCUCUAUUGUAGGCUGCUGCAUAUUGCUUAUGAGUUAUGACCCCUUUUAAAAUUUCCAUUAACUCAUCGUGUCUGAUAGACUAUCUGUGGUUACAGAGGGGAUUCUUUAUGUAUAAUGCAUUUUUUUUCAAUUUUUUGGAAACAAUGUGCAAUGCUGUACACAACAAUGUUUCUAAUUUCUUUGUUGUAGCCUUUUGUGCAUUUAUGGUGUU